UGGCAGAACCUGGCUAGUUCAAUAAAUAAUUUGAAAUUACAUGAAAUUUUUAUUGAGCAUGGAACUAUACUGUCAUGUAAAGUGGCCGUAUCUGAAGCGGGAGACAGUAAGGGAUACGGUUUUGUACAAUAUGCUGAAGAAGAAUCUGCAAAGAAUGCCAUUGAAAAGCUUAAUGGCAUUACAAUUGAAGGGAAAGAACUUUAUGUUGCUCACUUGGUCAGAAGAAAUGAUCGAGAUACAUCGUUCACUAAUUUAUAUGUAAAAAAUUUGGAAGAUGACAUAAGUGAGGAAGUUCUAGCAGAGAAAUUUUCCGAAUUCGGAAAGAUAACCAGCCUUGUUAUCACAAAAGAUGUAAAUGGGGUGUCGAGAGGUUUCGGAUUUGUUAAUUUUGAAAUUGCAGAAGAUGCCAUGAGAGCAAAAGAGUGUAUGCAUGGAAAACAAAUUGGCUCGAAGGUUUUAUAUGUUGCAAGGGCACAAAAGAAGGUUGAACGUAGACAAAUCUUACGCCUUCAAUUUAAAGAGCGUUCCCGAAAGGUCAUAACCGAUGAAGAGAGUGUGGAACUGUACCUUCCAGGAGAUGUAGUUGUUGUUUGUAAGUUUGAGAGGAACUUGAGUUGCAACGUUGAUGCUAAUAAAGGAAUCAGCAGAGGCUUUGGAUUCAUAUCUUUCUCGAACCCUGAAGAAGCCAUCAUAUUCAAAGCCAUUAACACACUUAAUGGAUCUAUAUUCCAUGGAAAGACAUCGUAUGUGGCAAAGGCUCAAAGUAAAGAGGAAAGAAAAACAUAUUUGCAACAAAGGAAUACUCACUUAGCCAAGCUGAUCACAAAUGAAUCGCGCUUAUCGGAAGAUAUAAGUAGUUUGCUUGGUGCAGCUUCACCCAAUAAAAGAAAGGAUAUCCUAGGGGAAAGACUCUUACCACUUGUGAAGAAAAUCAAGGAUUCUUCGAAGAUAAUAGGAAUGCUUCUAGAGAUUGAUAAUUUCAAGCUUGUUGUUCUGUUAGAGUCUCUGGAAUUAUUAGCUUCAAAAGUGGAAGAAGCUGCUCGAGUCUUAGAACAUAAUUUUUAG
Messenger RNA from Pistacia vera, 1065 nucleotides. RefSeq names its product polyadenylate-binding protein 7-like. Gene Ontology annotation, molecular function: mRNA binding. NCBI's taxonomy places the organism in Eukaryota, Viridiplantae, Streptophyta, Magnoliopsida, Sapindales, Anacardiaceae. The record is from RefSeq and is a predicted model, not a curated record. The annotation marks the transcript as partial. The transcript has 8 exons. Gene Ontology annotation, cellular component: cytosol.